AGUUAAAUAUAAAAGGCAUCAGAAUCAAAAGUUUUAUCUUUAUCUCUGUAAAUGUAAAAAACAGAAAUGGAGGAAUACUUUGUUCAUAAACACGUGAUAUCAUCAUAAUCCUCUCGACCAGAUCAGCAUAUUUGUUUAUUGGUUGGGUAACUUUUAGUAGAUGUUAACUGAGAAACAAAGUCUUGGUAUUUCAACAACUGGAAAGCCACGGUCUGAAGCAUGUUGUAGGAAUUUUCACAAUUUCCAACCUUCCCUGUUAGUGUGAUAAGAGCAAUAUUUGUGCUACUGCAUAUCGGAUUUGCUUGCAGGCCACUUGAAAAGAAAGAUGGAAUUACCUCUGAACAGUGGCUAAGCUUGAGUUGUAAAAGGUUCAAAUAAAAAAAUGAAGAAUGCAACAAUCUGACGUGUUUCUGCUUAAUUUUCUAUUUCACCUUUACAGGUUGGUUUGUUUCACCCACUCUUGUUCUUAUCACCUUCCAAUUACCACUACACCAAAAAAAAUUCAUAUGUAAUUCCCCGUUUUCAUGUUUGUUGUCUGCCAGUCAUUGUCUUCAUCCACUGUUUCUAGAUUCCCCAUUCGAUGUUCUUCAGAGGAGGAUAAGAGGAGGAAAAAAAUAAGUUGGAUAAUAAAAGUAAGGUUUUGCCUAUUUUAUGAAACAGAGCAUGCUACAGCUUUGAAGCUUGAUAAAUUUCCAUGGCAAGCUGGUGUCUCUACCUACCUAUAUUCUUAGCCUUGUAUGUUUUCACAAAGCACUUCCUAAACAGAAUUCAUAACCUUCCUCCAAGUCCUUUUCCCUGUCUACCCAUCAUUGGCCAUCUCUACCUCCUGAAAAAACCCCUCUACAGGACUCUGUCGAAGAUUGCAAAUCGGAAUGGCCCCAUACUGUUCUUCAAAUUCGGUUCACGUCCGGUCCUCGUUGUCUCAUCACCGUCUGCUGCAGAAGAAUGCUUCACCAAGAACGACAUCAUUUUCGCCAAUCGCCCCCGCUUGCUCAUUGCAAAACACUUGGCUUACAACUACACCGCCCUCUCUUGGGCUCCGUAUGGUGAUCACUGGCGAAACCUCAGACGAAUAGCAUCCAUCGAGAUUUUGUCAACUAACCGCCUCCAAUUGCUAUCAGGCAUACGCAUGGAUGAGGUAAAGUCAUUGAUGAGAAACCUGUCAGGCCAUCCAGAUGAACCGGUUGAAUUAAGGAGAGCAUUCUUUGAGUUGACAUUCAAUGUGAUGAUGAGGAUGAUAGCAGGAAAAAGGUAUUAUGGCUGCGAGAACGUGGAAGAUAUGGAGGAAGCAAGAAGGUUUCGAGAGAUUCAAGUGGAGGCACUGGAGUUGAGUUCAGCAACAAAUAUUGGAGACUUCUUACCGUGGCUUAAGUCCAGGAAGCUGGAGAGGAAGUUGAUGGAGUGUGGAAAAAAGAGAGAUAAAUUUAUGCAAGAUCUGAUAGAACAGCAUAGAAGAAAAAUGAGGAGUGAUCCUGAUGGAGAGAGGAAGAAGACCAUGAUUGAGAUUUUGUUGUCACUGCAAGAAUCAGAAUCCGAGUAUUACACAGAUGAGAUCAUUAGAGGCCUCAUGCUUAUUCUAUUGAUGGCGGGGACAGAAACUUCAAUCAAUACUAUGGAGUGGGCGCUUUCACUUUUGCUUAACAACCCGGAAGUCCUUAAAAAGGCUCAAAUUGAAAUCGUCAACACUGUGGGACACGAGCAUCUAAUUGAUGAGUCCGACCUGGCACAACUUCCUUAUCUCCGCAGCAUCAUCAGUGAAACUUUGAGAAUGUACCCACCAGUUCCAUUGCUAGUACCUCAUGAAUCAUCAGAGGAAUGCAUUGUAGAGGGUUUCCGAGUUCCAAGUGGCACGAUGCUAUUGGUCAAUGCAUGGGCCAUACAGAACGAUCCCAGCAUUUGGGAGGACCCAGCAAGAUUCAAGCCUGAGAGGUUUGACGGAGUAGAGGGCGCAAGAGACGGAUUCAAGUGGAUGCCAUUUGGGUCGGGGAGGAGGGGUUGUCCAGGAGAGGGCCUGGGGCUGAGAAUAGUUGGAUUAACACUGGGGUCAUUGAUUCAGUGCUUUGAGUGGUCGAGGGUUGGUGAUAACAUGGUUGAUAUGAGGGCUGGAACAGGAUUCACCAUGCCCAAGGCUCAGCCCUUGCAAGCUGUAUGCAGGCCACGGACAACCGUGCUUGAACUUCUUUCUCAACUUUGAACCGAUUUAGCCUCCAAGGUUUGUGUUUUCAUGAAAUGAAGGAUCGGGAAAGAGGAUUCAAAGUUGUUCAUUGGACAAUUCAACUACUAUAAACAGCCAUAAGAGAUUUCAGUUCUCAGGCAACUUGCAAUGUUUUGUUGCCCACUAUCGUGUGGUAUAAAUUACUUUUGAAGUACUUACUUGUUGUACUUUACACCUUGUUAAUUAGAAAUAUGUGAUGGAAAGCGAAGCUUCGGCCCUGCCAUUGUUGACCA
Molecule: messenger RNA, 2448 nt
Organism: Theobroma cacao (cacao)
Lineage: Eukaryota; Viridiplantae; Streptophyta; Magnoliopsida; Malvales; Malvaceae
Product: cytochrome P450 81Q32-like
Molecular function (GO): heme binding; oxidoreductase activity, acting on paired donors, with incorporation or reduction of molecular oxygen; iron ion binding
Source: RefSeq, a predicted model, not a curated record